This is a messenger RNA of Ochotona curzoniae (black-lipped pika), 1994 nucleotides long. RefSeq names its product olfactory receptor 51G2-like. The record is from RefSeq and is a predicted model, not a curated record. The transcript has 2 exons. Bases 357 to 1310 code for a protein of 317 amino acids. Gene Ontology annotation, molecular function: olfactory receptor activity; G protein-coupled receptor activity. NCBI's taxonomy places the organism in Eukaryota, Metazoa, Chordata, Mammalia, Lagomorpha, Ochotonidae. Gene Ontology annotation, biological process: G protein-coupled receptor signaling pathway. Gene Ontology annotation, cellular component: membrane.
UCUCCCCUCUGUCCCUAUCCCCUGAGGGGAGAGUGGAUUUCAGCUUCCUGGCUGUAAUAGUUGGGAACUCCCAAAGCUCUUCUACAUCUCCUGGGAGAUGCCUGAGCAUCUGGACUAUUCCCUCUUGCUGGUCUGUGAAAGCAUCAUUACAAGACCAAAACCUUGAAGCCAGCUUUCCUUCACACUGAGAAUGUCACAGUGCAGGGCCAGCCAGACAGCGGCUACAUUGGAGUGUGAAAAAGACCUGCUCAGAGAGAAGUCUUUCAGAGCUAAGUAACUUCAACUGCAAUUGGAACUGCAGGAAAACUCAUUCAGGUUUGAUGAUACCCUGAGCUGCACCUUAUUGACAUCUCAGCAUGCUGGCCUUAAAUACCACUUCGACUUGGCCCACGUUUUCUUUCAUCGGUAUUCCUGGUUUGGAGGCUGCUCAUAUGUGGAUCUCCAUCCCCUUCUGUCUGCUGUACCUGGUGGCUCUAGCUGGUAAUAUUCUUCUCCUCAUGCUAGUUCGAACAGAACAGAAUCUUCAUGAGCCCCAGUUUUAUUUUCUGGCCAUUUUAGCUCUUACUGAUCUAGGCCUCUCCUUGUCUACAAUGCCUAGUGUCUUAGCUAUAUUCUGGUUUGAUGUCCACCAAGUUGGCCUGAAUGCCUGCCUGGCUCAAAUGUUCUUUAUUCACACUCUGUCCUCAGUGGAAUCAGGUAUCCUGGUGGCCAUGGCUUUUGACCGUUUAGUAGCCAUCUGUGCUCCACUCAGCUAUACCAGGAUCCUAACCCAUUGCACUGUUGCCUGCCUGAGUGGAGCCGCCCUCCUUCGAGGUGCCACUCUCCUGGCUCCUCUACCGUUUUUCCUCAGGACAUUUCCAUUCUGUGGGACCAAUGUCCUCUCUCAUUCUUACUGCUACUACCCUGAUAUGUUGAACCUGGCCUGUGGGGACGUCACGUUCAGUAGCAUCUAUGGAUUGAUCUGUGUGCUUUGCACAUUUGCAUUGGAUGCUCUCUUCAUUCUAGCUUCCUACAUGAAGAUCUUGGGCACUGUUAUGAAACUAGGAAUCCAAGACGGAAACUGGAAGUCACUGCACACCUGCGCCUGUCACCUGUGCACAGUGCUCGUGUUUUACCUGCCCCUCAUCAGUCUUGCUGUGCUGCAUCGUUACACCCAGGAGACUUCUCCAAUUCUGUAUACAAGCAUGAGCAAUGCAUACCUCCUCAUGACACCACUGUUAAACCCCCUGGUCUACAGCCUCAAGUCCCGGCAGAUCCAGACUGCUCUGCGCAAGCGAUUUGGGGUGCAACGGGUUGUUGCUGGGGAGUGAGAUUUUCUCUGAAUCUUAGGUUCCAAUCCACUCAAGAAGGACAUGGGAUUUCUGUGAUUUACCAAGUUACUGUACUAGAAAUGGUAUAUUCAAAGGGAAAAUAUGCUCAGGUUUUAUGCUCAAGAAAUAAGCAAUCUAAGAAGAGGAAGGCAGAGUGCUAUGAGCACUUAUGUGAAGUCAUCCCCUGAUCAUAAAUGUUGGUUGGUUGAAGUGAAGAAAUAGAGAACUCAAGCUCUAAGUUUCUGACAUACAAGUUGGGUAAAGAUGGAUUUCCCACACAGUUAAGCUGAGGGGUCUAACUCUUAUUUAUAAGUGAAUAAGGACUGAUUUUAGAGAGAAUCCAAAAAAUUGCAAAGGUUCUUGAUUUCCAAAGUUAUCUAAUGAACGGUAUUAAAAUUUUUGAAACCGAAGGUGAGUUUUGUGGAAGUGUGUCAGGCUUCCAUUUGAGAUGAAUGCUUCUGACAUAAAAUCCCAGCUGAAAAACAUAGUUGCAAUCUUCAGAAAUAAUAUGUACCACUAUUGAAAACAGAGCAUUAGCCAACUGUGUAUCAAGUACAAUUAGUGGUAUUGAAUUCGACUUAAAUUGCUGUAAGAAUGCUGAAGAAAAUGAUGGAAUGAUGUCUGGGUUGGCUAUGAGCUUCCUGGAAGACUGAGAAAUUCUUGAAUAAAAAGAGCAGAAUCUUA